UCAGUCGCAGCCGGAGCCGCGGCCGCAACCGUCUCCUCAGACGCGCCAGGCGUUUGAACGGACCGGAAGUGGGGGGGGUUAAUAACUUCCGGCAGUUAGGCUGGGAGGAGUAAGGAGUGCCGGGAAUGGCGACCAAGAAGCUUGCGCGGCAGCUUGGAUUAAUUAGAAGAAAGUCAGUUGUACCAGCAAAUGGAAAUCUAGGAAGAAGCAAAUCCAAGCAGUUGUUUGACUACUUAAUUGUCAUUGAUUUUGAGUCAACAUGUUGGAAUGAUAGGAAACGCCACCAGAGCCAAGAAAUAAUUGAAUUUCCAGCAGUAUUGCUGAACACAUCAACUGGAGAGAUUGAAUCUGAGUUCCAUGCUUACGUUCAGCCUCAAGAACAUCCAAUUCUUUCUGAAUUUUGCAUGGAACUGACAGGCAUAAAACAGGCUCAAGUUGAUGAAGGAGUCCCUCUGAGGAUUUGCUUAUCUCAGUUCUGUAAAUGGAUUCAGAAGAUUCAGCAACAGAAGAAAAUUAUUUUUGCUGCUGGGAUUUCAGAUCUGCCUAAUUCCGAAGUAAAAUUAUGUGCAUUUGUUACCUGGUCAGACUGGGACUUGGGGGUUUGCCUGGAGUAUGAGUGUAAAAGAAAACAGCUGUUAAAACCCGCAUUCUUAAAUUUUUGGAUUGAUCUCAGAGUAACUUACAAGAUUUUCUAUAGAAGAAAACCAAAAGGACUAAGUGGUGCCCUGCAGGAAGUGGGAAUAGAAUUCUUAGGACGAGAACAUUCUGGGUUGGAUGAUUCUCGGAAUACUGCCCUACUUGCUUGGAAAAUGAUCAGGGAUGGUUGCUUAAUGAAAAUUACAAGGUCCUUGAACAAGGUCCCCACUAAGAAGAAUUCCAGCGUUUUUGCCAGAAAUUUGAAUACGAAUCAAGUUGAAGAAAGAUCCGCCUGCAACAGUAGCAUUCAGGGUCUGAGUAUAUAUGAUAGGGAGCCUAAAAAUACAGUAAAUUCUCAUGAAAAAGUUCACAUGAGGCCAGGUGGUGUGAAUUCUCCUAUAAAGGUACAACAGGAUCAGCUCCAACUAAAGAGCAAUAUAAAAGCAGGUCUUCAUAAUGGCAAAAGCUAUUUAUCUCUUUUUAAUACAAAGUCCUCUACUUCUCUGGAGCAGUUGCCGUCUGCCAGCUUGAAUACACCUAUGCAGAAGCACAUAAGAAACGAACACCUUGCAUUUAAUACCAAAUCUAAGUCUUCAGCAAUUGGUUCAGAAUUGGUACUUGUAUCAACUACCAUUUCAUCUGUUAAUCAUGUUUCUGAUACGGAAAUGAGUUCUGCUCUCGAUUGUUUACCUAUGUUGGCUGAUUGGGAGGAUGUAGCUUUACUGCCAGCAUCUCAGCCUGAGCAAAGUAUAGAUUGUAUACCGUCCAUUAGUGACUCAAACUUAGAUACUUCAUUUAAUUCUAUAGAAAGAUUAAUGGUUUUGAAAGAAGGCACAGAAGAAACUCCUCAAAAAUCUGGGACCUCUAAGUCUGUUGUAUAUAAGGGUCCACAUACUACUAUUUAUCAUGUGAAAGAAGCCAAAGAUCCAGAUGCAGAUGUUUCUGACUUUAAAUUACCUGAAUGCAAAUCAAGUAGCUUCAACAGUGUUAAUGCCACUAUGUCUCAUCCUUCAGUUUUGGGGAAAUACCCCCUCAUUUUAGGUGGUACUAAAAGGAAUCUGUCCAGUCCUCUGUCUGUCCCACCAGCAAAAAAACAAACCCUCACUGUUCAUGAAGAAAAGCCUACAUCAUCUGAUGGCUUCCCAGUGGGAAGUUGUUCCCAGGAGGUCCUCCCCUCUGUCUUAGCUUCUACAGUUAACCUACAAGAGCCUUGGAAGAGUGGGAAAAUGACACCUCCUUUAUGCAAGUGUGGCCGAAGAUCUAAGAGACUUGUUGUUUCUAAUAAUGGACCAAACCAUGGAAAAGUCUUCUAUUGUUGCCCAAUUGAGAAAUACCGAGAAAACAGAAAAUGUUGUGGUUAUUUCAAAUGGGAACAAACACUUCAAAAGGAGAGAGCCAACAGCAGAAUUCUGUCUCAUUCCCCAGCGGGACUCACUUUUAGUUCCCCAGAAAUAAGCCAUAUUUGUGACAGAAAUGUAAAUUUUUCUAUUAAAAAUUCAUUGAGACUCAGACCUUCAAUGAGGAAUUGAUAAACUUUCUCUACAUCUAAACUAUGUUUUUACUUUAAUACGACUUUUUGUGUGAUAAAGAGAAAAAAGGCUACAAGUUAUGGGGACUUAGCAUAUCUGAGUCCUGUAGACUGUAUUGGGGCUAUUAAACACACACACACUGAAAAUAGAGAAAAAGUCAAUUUCACAGUCUUCUAAUUUCAUUUAUCAGUUAUCUAACAUUUGUCUUCUAUUCAUGUAUGAAUCCUGAUUGUUCCUUGAAUUUCCAAACAUCAUGAGUAUUCUGAUGAUAGUUGUACACUGUUUUAUUUUUAUGUUGUAUCUUAACACUUGCCAAAUUUAUCAUACUUUUUUGAAGAGCCACAAAUUAAAUAUUUUGUAUACUGCAUUUGAUUAGAUACGAGCAACUGUAGCAUGAUGUUCUUCUUUUAGUUAGACCUUGAAAUGAGUUUAAACUAUUUUUAAAUUACUUGAAUAAAAAUGUGACUAAUAAAAAUCCCUAGCCUGUUUUCAGGUAGAUAUUUAGACUUUGAGAAUUAUGAUAUCUUCUAACUGAGAUUUUUAUUUUUCUAAAAACUUUUAUAAUAAGUUGUUUAGUUUUAUUUCAAAACUUGAAGAUUUGUUCUGAUUUGUAUAUCAACAUAUCAGAAGAAUUAUUCAACUAGAAUUUGAAAACCAACAGGUCAGAAAUUUGGUUCAGAUACUAUGUUUAAAAAUUUCUUAGCACUUGAUGGCAUUCUUUUUAUAUUACCAAAAUCAUAAUAACAUUGACACUAAUGCAGAGGAAUUUACUAAAUAUUUUAUUUCAGAAUUCAGCCUCUGAUGUUAUACCCACAAAAUAUUUUAUUUUGCUUUUUUAAAAGAUUUUAUUUUUUUAAGUAAUCUCUGCACCCUAUGUGGGGCUCAAACUUAGAACCCUGAGAUCAAGAGUUGCAUGCUCUACUGACUGAGCCAGACAGGUGCUCCAACCACAAGAUAUUUUAAAUCAACAAUUUGUAAGUAUAUUAUCACAUUUUUAAUCACCUCCCUAUACUCUUGUGGUUUGGACAGAGUCUUUGUUUUAUAGAUACUGUGAUAAAUAAUAGAAUGGAUUUAAAUUGUUUCCCAUUCUUUCUUCCUCAGUUCAUUUCUUUUUAUCUUCCCACUGAUAGUCUUUGGCAGCUCUUGAACAAAUUCUACCUGUUGGUAUUAAGGGAAAAAAUUAGCCCAGAAGUUUUCAUCUUUAUACAUAGUCAGUUAUAUAGCAGUUUUAUUAUCUGUAGGUGAAAGAAUUAGGAUACCCAUCUGGGUGGGUUUUGGUAACAACCAAAAAGGGAGAAGGGUAUUGUUGAGGAGAUGUUGCUUGAUAUUUAGUAUUUACUACUAGUCCAGUAAACCAAAUGACCCUGCAAAUAAUGUCAAGAGUUUCAUUUUAAUCUCAAAGAUUCUGAUUCUUAUCCAUGUCUUUAGUUCAAUUUGGAAUAUUUGGUGUAGCAUGUUUGAGGAGAAUGUUCAUUAAAAUAAAAAAAUAAACAGCUGAAAUUUGUCAGAACACUAAGCAAAUCGUCAUCAUAAUUAGAAUACCUACCUUUCUGGGAUAUUUGUAAGGUGCUGUAGUGUUUUUUACAUGCUCUUGAAUCUCCUUUUUUAGUUGUUCUUGAUCAUGUGACUUGUAUUCAGGGGUCAGAACAAUAAAAGCCUUUACCACCUGAAAAAAAUAUUUGAAA
Messenger RNA from Zalophus californianus (California sea lion), 3850 nucleotides. It is a transcript of the gene ERI2, whose product is annotated as ERI1 exoribonuclease family member 2. NCBI's taxonomy places the organism in Eukaryota, Metazoa, Chordata, Mammalia, Carnivora, Otariidae. Gene Ontology annotation, biological process: exonucleolytic trimming to generate mature 3'-end of 5.8S rRNA from tricistronic rRNA transcript (SSU-rRNA, 5.8S rRNA, LSU-rRNA). The coding region runs from base 126 to 2165 and encodes 679 amino acids. Gene Ontology annotation, molecular function: zinc ion binding; 3'-5'-RNA exonuclease activity; nucleic acid binding. The transcript has 9 exons. The record is from RefSeq and is a predicted model, not a curated record.